Molecule: messenger RNA, 5175 nt
Organism: Gambusia affinis (western mosquitofish)
Lineage: Eukaryota; Metazoa; Chordata; Actinopteri; Cyprinodontiformes; Poeciliidae
Gene: akap1b
Product: A kinase (PRKA) anchor protein 1b
Exons: 11
Coding region: 67-2559 (830 amino acids)
Molecular function (GO): RNA binding
Source: RefSeq, a predicted model, not a curated record
CGUGUCGGGGGCCGGGGAGCCGGGCUGCGGGUCCUUUACACUUCAGCACGAUGACGCUCUGCUGUCAUGAUCCAACUGAUCACAAGGUGUAGCGUUUGGUGUCUCGUCGAAAUGCCAGUUCGGUUUCGAUCUGUUGUUUCCUACACGAUGCCUGGAGUGCUUGUGCUUAUUGGCUGGUGGUGGUACACCUCGAGGAAGAAAGAGCGACCCGUCGGACAGAAAAGCCCCGAGGUCCCUUCGACCUCUGUGAGCUUUAAAGACUCUCAUCAAGAGUGCAACAACGGUUUGCUAUAUGAAGAGGAAAGCCCAGCCUUCACAAAUCACAGCAAUGAGAACACAGAGAAUGAAAUAAUUUCCCCGACGCCGCCCCAAGACCCUGAAGCAAUAUCCUUACUGGAGCAAACGUGCAAUGAUGUUCAGUUUUGCGGCAGAACGAUACAUGAGGAAGCUGACCGACCAUCAGAUAUAAUUGCACCAACAUUUAGAGACAGUGAUUUGGUAGAGGAAUCAAUGAAACCCCUCAAAGGCCCCGAAUGUGACUCGACCCCUGACUUUAUUGGCGAGUUGGAGAAAUGCCCAGCCACAGAGUUGGAUCUUCUUCCAGAAGACUCGGUAGAGGAAGUUGCUUUCUUGUCCAAUGGCUCCAAAGACACCAGAUUUUCCCCCAUGGCAAUAAAUCUUUCAGAUGCGGAGCGGCCAGAGCCAGAGGGUGAAGUUGCAACGCAUCACAGCGCUGUAACUGCACAAGAGGAGGCCGUCUGCUUAUUCACAUCGGCCGAAACACACAGGAUGGCGUCGUCAGACGGAGACUCUCUGGAAAAUGCCCUUUCAGUGCAAGAUUUACACAAAUGCAUCCUCACCAGCACACCUACCAACCUUUCCUCUGAUGUCCAGGGUACAUCCACCUCAUUAGAUACUUCAGUGGACGUGCAUUUUAAGGAAGACCCUCAAGAAAUGGCCGAUCUGGAGCUACUGGCAGCUGGACUCAUUACUGAGGUCCUCUCUGCAGCUACGCAAGAAGUUCUUGGGACCAACAGCUGUGAGCUUGCAGCAAACACUAAAACCUCCAACAUGAGUGUUACUCUGACCGGUGGCACUCGAUCUUCACAACUUGAUCCAAUAAUGGAAGACUUUCCUGCUGAUGUUCCCUCACAGGGAAACCAUGAGCGUUCAGAGGCUGCAGAGAAGGUAGUCCAAGCAGUGCCAAAAGGUUUCUCAGUGACUCCAGAGUGGGGAAAUGUCGAAACCAGGAUUCUGAAAACCAAGAGCGCACAGAAUGCAGCCUGGCCAACACUACCACACCAAAGGGAAACACUACUAAAUAGAUGUGACGAUGCUGCAGUGCUGACCGAAGACUCGGCCUGCAGCACAUACCACUCUGAGGAAGGGAACAGCAGCGAGGACCUGCUGGGGAAUCCAGCAGGUGAUUUAAAGAUUACAGACUCAUCAGCAAAUGAAACUGUACCGCCUCAGUCUGCAGCUGGGAGCACCACAAAGGAAGCGGUGUGUGGCAUAAAGAAAGUUAACGGAGACGACCUGAGGAACGGAGCUCACGGGACAUGCGAGUUGGACACAGAUCAGUCUGGAGGUUCUGAUGUGAACAGCAUGGAUUCUGUGGACAGCGGCUGCACUAUGAGUAUUUGUGAGAACCAGGGCAACAACUCUACACCAUCUACCUCAGAACUCGUCAUCUGGGAGAUUGAGGUCCCAAAGCAUCUUGUAGGACGAUUGAUUGGGAAACAAGGGAGAUAUGUCAGUUUCCUGAAGCAGAACUCUGGUGCAAAAAUCUACAUUUCCACUUUGCCUUACACACAGGAUUUCCAAAUCUGUCACAUUGAAGGUUUGCAGCAGCAGGUUGAUAAGGCACUGUCAUUUAUUGGCAAGAAAUUUAAAGAUCUGGACUUGACAAAUCUAUAUGCACCUCCACUCACGUUGCCAUCACUUCCCAUAACCUCUUGGCUCCUUCUGCCUAGUGGAGUGACGGUUGAAGUGAUUGUGGUCAACAUUGUGUCAGCUGGCCACAUCUUUGUCCAGCAGCACACCCAUCCCACCUACCAUGCUUUGCGGAGUCUCGACCAGCAGAUGUUCCUUUGCUAUUCCCAGCCGGGAACUCCAGCUCUGCCCUCACCCGCUGAAGUGGGUGUUAUUUGUGCAGCCCCAGCAGUGGACGGGGCCUGGUGGAGAGCUCAGGUCAUCAGCUUCUAUAAGGAAACUGAUGAGGUGGAGAUUAGAUAUGUCGACUACGGGGGUUAUGACAAAGUGAAGAUCGAUUCACUCCGACAAAUCAGAUCGGAUUUUGUGACACUACCCUUUCAAGGUGCAGAAGUACUGCUUGACAACGUUGCUCCACUUCCAGGGGAGGAUUGUUUCUCAACGGAUGCUACAACCACAUUGGAAGAAAUGACCCGAGGUGUCGCCUUGCUAGCACAGGUAUCGAACUACGACAACAACACAGGCCUCCCUCUUGUCCACCUGUGGAACCUUGUUGGAGAUGAGGUCAUUUCAGUGAACCGCACUCUGGCAGAGAGGGGCCUGACAGUUUGGGUGGAUGGAUUCUGAAUUCCCUGAUUACCAUAGAGGCUAACAAACUCAACCACAGAGAAACUGAAGGAAACUGAAGUUCCUUGUGGUCAGCAGUAGCUGACCCAACUCGUCCUAGGAAUCCCAACUGUACCAGGCACUUGACUGAAAAGAUUGGUAUUGGAUUAUUUUUUUGUGUGUGUGUGUGUGUUUUGUUCCCCCGUUCUCUUUUCUCAAAUCAGCUCUUCCACUCUUCAAUUCAACUGACAGCAGAGACUUUAUUCUCAGGCAUAGUCGACAGGGAAACAGCAGCUCUCUUAUGGACUUCUGUUUUUGUCCAGGAAAUACAUAGAGAACAAAUGUACAUGUGAUUUUUUUUAAAAAAAAGUGAAUGUAUUGUAACAAUAAAGGCUCAAAUUAUAUAUCAGCCCCCAUUCUACCCUAAACCCCCUGGGCUCCACAGACUGUGGCUCUUUAUGCCGCAGAUGAGGACAGGCGCAUGCAUGGAGUCCUGACUGUAUUUUUUAUUUUUAAAAUUUUUUGGUAGGUCUGUUUAUUCUCAGUUGGACUGUGUGGUGGGGAUGUUGGGUGACUGAGUCAGCUUUAGAUGGACCGUUCCUGUCUCAAAGUGAGACAGGAGGGUAACUUCCCUCUGCUCUUUCUAUUCCCACAUCUGGACUGCAUGUUCAUAGAGGAUCCCACAAUUCCUGACUUAAAAAAUAAAAAAGCACUCCAACUGUUUUUCUUUAAUGAAAGAUGGGUUGAUUUAAAAUCUCACUUAUUAUAGAAGAUGUAUUUUGCUGACCUCUUUUCAGAAGGUAUACCAUUGCCAUCAUGUGAACUACAGCAGGUUGUAUUUGUUUGACAAACAUCCACAUUGACUUUAUUUUAUACCCCUCCCCCACCCCAACAUCCUACAAGUACAGAUGUUUUAAAUGUGUUAACAGCAAGUCUUCUGUUUGCUUUCAUCUUAACCAUUGUGACAGUUGGAAAUUGUCUUGUGACUUCUGCUGCUGUUGCUGUCUCCCAGAAGUUGAAGUCAAAUUUAUGUCCCUUGGGUUAACGGUAAAUCUAAAGAAAUUACAAGUGUGAGGUGGAACAGAGAUCUUUUUUGAUUUUUUUUUUUUUCUUGAUGGGAGAUUUGUUGUGUUCCACAAAUCCCCGAGUUUUGUGGAGCAUUCUGGGAUUGAAUAACACAUGGUACAUAAGAGAAACACUACAUGGAAUCAUUGUUUUUUUUUUUUUUGUUUUUUUUUUUUUAAUGCUGCUGUCUAAUUUGGAGCUGCCAUCAUAUUUCACUAAAUUCAGUUUGUGGUAAUGAUGUCACUCCAUUCAAGAACUCCUGUACUCUGUGAGCAAUCCUUUCCAAAUUGAGUUCUCUCAUUUGAAUAUGAAUAUCAGACCAGGUAAGAUGCAAUUUUGCUGGGCAAAAGUUUCCAGGCACGUGGUCAGGUCAGAUACAGUCGGGUAUCAGACCUGGCAUUCAGGUCUGAUACCCAACUGUCUCCCAAAAUUAAUGUUGUACCAUAAAACUGUUUGUUGGGACAUUAGGUGAACUUAUACAAACGUUAGAUGUAUGUUGUGACGCCAGUUGAAACAUUAUUGUAACAAACACAACAAAGACAGGAAAGCGUAGUCAGUUACCACAUUUAUGUUUGAUAUUCUGAAGAUUUUUCACAAAGUUGUUCCCGUUGUAUCAUUCCAGCUGGUGAUGUCACAUUAAGUCUGUUACCGCAGAGUUAACCUGCUCUUGAUUGCUUUAAAAAUCAAAAAGGCAGUUUAGGCAGCUGAGUAGUAAUGCGAUAAAUGCAGCAUAAAGUUCCAAAGAGGAGGGUUUAUUAGGGCUUGCUGAAAUACUAUUUCAGUUUGCAGAGGAGCAAAACUCCCAAUUUGGAUCGUGGCACGAAUCCAGCUUCUGUGACAGACACUGAUGUGUAUGAACUUAUCUGACUGAAGAACAUCAAACUAAAAAGGAAAAUGUGAUUGCUGUAUUAUUUAAGCCAGUAAGAACCACUGCUCUGUCACAUUAACAAAGCAAUCAUCUACAUAUUCUUCCCAGUGAAAAGUAAUUCUUCUCAGAUAAGCACUUAAAGUAGUAAAUUAUUUAGUAUACAUGGUGUCAGUGUGCUUCAUUUUUAAUACAAUGACGUUAAAAGAAUUGAAACUGAUUUCCUGCCUGUAAGGAAGCUUUGUUUUUACCUAAGAGAGGCAGAAUGGGUUUCGUCAUAGACUUGUUUUUCCAAUUGACAUGUAAAAGCUAAUUGUUCUGAUACAGUUCUCAUACUUUAUUGUUUUUUGUUUGUUUUUUAUACCAAUGAAUAACCUUAAGCUUGUCCAAGUAAAAUUUAAGGAGAAAGAAAAUCCAGUCAUUGGAUCAGGUUAGACACACACACCCUGUUGAGAAACGUCUCCUCAGACUGGCCUCCAUUCAGUCAGAACGUUUCUCAGUUGCUUGUUCUUGUCCCACAAUGUCUGAAAUUACCACUUGAGUUAGUUAAUUCAAUAACUCUUAAGAGUUUAAUUUGAGUUUUGUCCAUUUCUCUGUAAAUAAGAUUUGUAAUUUUCUGCAACACUGGAAAUGUGUGUGUGUGUGUGUGUGGUGGGACGCAGGAGAGUUUGAGUCAUUCUGCCCUUCCUUCAUUCACCAUUUUCAAA